UCUUAGCCGGGUAUCUCCGCGAAGCCAACCUGCAGUCCCGUGCGGCUGCUGGCUGCGAUAGUGGCUGGCUGCCUGAUCUAUACGCGUUUAUCCUUCCGCGCGCGCAUACCGUACACAUUCGUACAAAUACUAUAGACAAAUGUGUGCAUGACUCGAGCUCCGACAACUGCCACUUUAUUUUCCUUUUGUUUUUCUUUCAAAUCGUCACAUAGUCGUUACAACUGUCACUUCGUUCGCCCUUGUGAUCGUAUGGUUUUCGCAAUGAUUUUACGCUCCGACUGAUUCCCUCUCGCUCCGAGCAAACGGUCCAAUCGCGGGCCGAUAAUAAUUUCUCACGGCGCGUGGCCAAGCAUAGUCGGGCAAGAAGCUCGACGACACCGUUCGCCGUUGAAAGCAAAAAAUAAAAAUAAAUAAAUAAAUAAAUAAAUAAAUUUGCCAUCGUCGUCGUUCGAUCGUCGGACGAAGUUGCGUUACGAUGAGAUCGUCUCGCGGUGCUCGGUCGUCGACGCGAUUCUCAGCAAGCAGUGCGCCGAGUAACGACGAGUGCGAUCGAGCCAGAGUCCGCGUCGAGUUGUAUACAAAAAUAUAUGAAUAAAUGAAUAAGUAAGUGCGCGCGUGUGUGCCUGUGCUCAUAUGCGGCUGGGUCUCGCGAACCUGCCGAGUCCAAGCCAUCCAAGAGAAUCGUGAAAAGAAAGAGAAAAACAAAACAAACAUCAUGGUUAAAAGUGGCUGCUGCUGCUGCUGCUGCUGCUGCUGCUGCUGCCGCCGCCGCUGCUGCCACCGCCGCCGUGGAUGCUGCGAAAGCUCCUCCGUGGACUCGCUAGUACGGCUCAAAGUGCUAACGCUCCAUGGACCAGUGGAAAGCUCGACUGGCUGAAUUUUUUGCGCGCGCGCGCGCCUUGUUUGCACGAGCAGCAGCUCUCGGCUUUGGCGAUAAAAAAAUGUGUUCCUUUGGCGAUUGCUUCGGCUAGAAAAAUGUGCAAGGCUCAGUCUGCGACAGGACGUUGGCCAGCGAGCACGUCGUUGGUGUAGAGACGUCAAAGAACAAUCCGAACUGCACACAAAGUGACCGAACGAAACGCAAAACAUAGAAAUAAACAGAGUGAGGUUAUACGGAGUGAGAGAGAGUUAUGACGGCCAAAUCGGGAGGGCCAGCCGGCUCCGCGACUAUCGCUACUCUCCCGAAAUAGUGCAGCGAUACGGAGAUAGAGAAAAAAAAGUUGCAUAGAUACUGAAAUUCAAAGUGUUCGUACAUGUGCGCAAACUCCGGAUUGGAAGGCCAGAAAGCGAGAAUUCGUGCGUGCAUUCGUAAAGUGCUGAUGUAUCAAUUCAUUUAUUGAAAAAAAAAGAAGAGUAUAAAGUGAAGUUCUUUGUUGUUAUUGUUCGUGUGCAAUAAAAAGAAGCGUCGUCGAUUGGUGCUCGCAGUGGCACCGAAUAAGUAAAAAAAAAAAAAGCAACGGGGCCAAAUAUAAUCGUGUUCGUCGACGUUUUUUUAUUAGCUAUACAAUAUAAGAGCAGCAUUAGCCACGCUGUGCAGUGCGCGAGUCGUUAUUUGUGCGGAUCGUCCGGGCGCCGGGAGAAAUGAGGCCUGCGAGUCCAGCCUCGACGCGUUGUCCGUUGACGACGACGACGGAGACGACGACGGAGACGACGGAGACGACGGCCACGAAGCCAAGGGAGCGGCUGCGGCUCGUAAAAACAGCCGACGGCUGCGCAACCAGAACAAACCAUCAGCGGAUUAUUCGCCAAGUUAUCGGCCUAUUCGCCAAACCAUCCUGGCUGUUCGGCUUGACGAUUCAUCUAGUCCUACUGCUCAUCGUACUGCCUCGAGACGUCGCUGGUGGAGCGUACGAACGGGCUUUACUAAACAAACUGCUGGCAAAUUACAAUACGCUCGAGAGGCCAGUGGAGAACGAGAGCGAGCCGCUGCAAGUGAAAUUCGGUAUCACGCUACAGCAAAUUAUCGACGUGGACGAAAAGAAUCAAAUAUUGACAACGAAUGCUUGGCUGAAACUGGAAUGGACAGAUUACAACCUCCAGUGGAACGAGUCAGAGUUUGGGGGUGUGAAAGAUUUGAGAAUCACGCCCAGCAAACUCUGGAAGCCGGAUGUGCUCAUGUACAACAGUGCGGAGGAGGGUUUCGACGGGACGUUCCAAACAAACGUGGUGGUCACGCAUAACGGCAGUUGCCUGUACGUCCCUCCGGGCAUCUUCAAGAGCACAUGCAAGAUAGACAUCGCUUGGUUCCCCUUUGACGAUCAACACUGCGAAAUGAAGUUCGGAUCCUGGACCUACGACGGCAACCAGCUCGAUCUGGUGCUCAACUCGAAGGAGGGAGGCGACUUGUCCGAUUUCAUCAUGAACGGGGAGUGGUACCUCAUUGGUAUGCCCGGCAAAAAGAAUACGAUAAUCUACCAGUGCUGCCCGGAGCCCUACGUCGACAUCACCUUCACUAUACAGAUACGCAGGCGCACGCUCUAUUAUUUCUUCAAUCUCAUCGUGCCGUGCGUGCUCAUAUCGAGCAUGGCCUUGCUCGGCUUCACUCUGCCACCGGAUUCCGGCGAGAAGCUCACUCUAGGGGUGACGAUCCUGCUGUCGCUGACAGUCUUCCUGAACCUCGUGGCCGAGAGUAUGCCGACGACCUCGGAUGCAGUGCCUCUGAUAGGAGUGACCAUCUUGCUAUCGCUGACGGUGUUCCUGAAUCUCGUUGCCGAAACAUUGCCGCAGGUCUCCGACGCUAUACCCUUGUUAGGAACGUACUUCAACUGCAUAAUGUUCAUGGUGGCGAGCAGCGUCGUGCUCACCGUCCUCGUUCUCAAUUAUCAUCAUCGAAAACCUGACAAUUACGAGAUGCCGAACUGGACAAAGUCGGUGUUUCUACAAUGGCUGCCCUGGAUACUGAGAAUGGACCGUCCCGGCAAGAAAAUCACCCGAAAGACGAUCCUCAUGAGCAAUCGCAUGAAGGAGCUCGAGCUCCAGGAGCGCAGCAGCAAGAGCCUACUAGCCAACGUCCUAGACAUCGACGACGACUUUCGUCACAUAAGCGGCCAAACGACCGCCUACUCGACCAACAACAUGAGGGCGGAAUACUCUCGGUACGGCACGCCGAUGACGCAGCGGCCGGCCACGGUCGAGGAGACGUCCGCCUCGCUGCCGCUGAGCGGCACGCAGCGCGAGCUCCACACGAUCCUCAAGGAGCUGCAGUUCAUCACGAGCCGCAUGAAAAAGUCCGACAUCGAGUCCGAGGUCAUAAGCGAUUGGAAGUUUGCCGCCAUGGUCGUCGACAGAUUUUGCCUGAUAGUGUUCACGCUGUUCACGGUGAUGGCGACGGUGGCGGUGCUGCUUUCGGCGCCCCACAUCAUCGUCCAGUAGUCGAGCGCCAGUACCGGGCCGCCAUUCGCAAUAAGCCGGACGUACUUUUAUUUACUUUCUUAUUAUUACCAAGUCGGAGCGAUCGAUGACGCACGAAGUGCUGAUCAUCGACGUGCAGCGUCCAAUUGUCAACGCCAACAACGCCAACAACAACAACAACAACAACAACAACAACAACAACAGCAGUCAGGAAUACAACGGCGAACAAAAAGCGAAGACAAUAGCUCAUUGUCUUGCGAUUACAGUCGAUGUUAUGCGUUUUUCCUCUUGCUACUGACUGCAUCGUCGUCGACCUGUCGAGCUCGCAUCAGCUGAUAAUGGGCCCGUCCCUUUGAACUCUUUCUUGGCCGCGCUCACGGAUACAUACACUCGUUAAAGACACGCAAAGCGCCAUCGCCUCCGAUAAGCCACCUGGUGCGUUAGCUCUUUAUUUUGCUUCUUUUUUUGAAGAGCGGCCUUGUCGAAACUGCCAAAAGAAAAAGCACAUGGCCAUAUACCACGAGUAUACUUGGUAAGAUCCGUUUGACGGAACAGUCGAUCUUACUCUCGCGUACGCACGACUUGCAAUAAUAACUAAGCGACGUAUACGUUAUUGGUUCUCGACGAAACGUUAAAACGGUCCUUGAGGCCAGCAAUUUUCAUUGCCGUACGCGAAUGUUCAAACGAAUUGAUUUUCAAACGACUCUCGAUAUUACAAUAUACCUCCUCGCCGAUGUAAUGGGCAUAUUAUACUUUGUUCGAGCUUUCACGUAGUAGUGACGCUUUUUGCUUAUUUUCCUUUCUUCCUUCGUGCUUUCCGUGCUCCGUUAGUCGAAAAGAGAAAAGAGAGAAAACAGGAGAAUAACAGGUAGAGGCUGCAUUCGACGUGCAGCGCAGCCCACACCGAGGUUAAAGCCCCUUGAGCUUAUAUACAUGGUUCACACAUUGUAUUAUGUGUAUAUGUAUAUCCUGCCUCUCUCACUCACUCUCUCUCUCUCUCUCGCAAGUUCUCCAUUGUAACGUUCGGCUCCUUGUCCCAUUAAUUUUAAUGGCCGCUUCCUGUAUAGCAUGUCUAUAUUCACACAAGCGGACACGUUCGCAAGCCUUGCGAGUCAAUUAUAGCCCUUACUCUCUCUACACACACGAGUCUCUCUUCCAUAUACACGUUGCUCAUCACGCGCAUUAUAAUGUAUAUUUCUGUCUCUGUUGCUUUUGACGGCAAAUUCUCCGCUCGGUAGCUGCGGCCGUGCGUGUCUCUCUCUCUCUCUUGGAGCACAGGAAUUCGCCCUCUUGGAGCGUGCAACGUGUAUUGUAGUUGUACGCGAAACACACGUCGAACCCUGCAUAGCACACACGCGUCCAAGUACAAGCUCUCGAGCAAAGUUCACAACCAGCCCAGGGUCCUAUUAAUUAACCAGGUGGACGUGUCGAAGUGCGACGACGGCCGAGGAUCGAGUCUUUUGGCCAGAAAUUUACGUUCGCACCCCCCCGUUGUAAUUGGAGUUUGAGUUGUACGUGUACAUGUUAACGAUACACAUACACACACGCACACAUGUUACCGGAGAAGAAGGGCCCCCCGCAACUGCUGCUGCUGCUGCUGUUGUUGUAUUCGCUAGCGAACGCUGAGAAUAUUGUACUGACACACUACGACAAAGUAUGAAAGUUGCGUUUGGACGUACUACACGACACAAGUAUUGUAUUGUAUUAUUAUUGUAUUAAAUGGUACGAAUAAAACGACAAAAAUAAUUUUUAAAAGAAAGAGUAUAAAAAACGAAAAAGGGCGAGUAUUAAAAAAAUUUUAACGAGAAUAAAAAUGUAUAAUUAUUAACAUAAGCAGUGCUUAAGUCAAAGUGAUAACGAAUAAAUUACAGAAAUAUAUUAUAUAAAUAUAUCUAUAUAUUAUUAUAUAAAUAUAUAUAUAAAAAGAAAAGUUAUAAAUAAAACGACGUAAAAAGUAAAACAAUUUAUUUAACAAAUAAAUUUGACGAUGUGGAUUUUACAGAUGCAUAAUGAUGAACGAUUGUUUUAUAUGGGACAGAAAUAAUGUUUAAAUACCGAAAAAACAAUUUAAGGACAAUUUAUUUGUUACAUGCAUAAAAUGUAAAAAAAAACAACUUCGCGUAUGUGACUGUUGCAAGAGAAUAACGUUUAUUGCCGCACCGAUGUACAUUCAAAAAGCUCAGUAAUUUUAUAUAUUUGCCAGGUUUAUCAUUAUUAUUAUCAUUGAAAUUAUGAUUAUAUAAUUAUGGGCAUGAGCGUUCGCGACUCUGCGUGCAUGAGUGUGCAUAUAGGCAGAGCCGAGAAUACGUAAUGUUAUGGGUAAUCGAUAAAAGCUCCGCGAUGCUGCAUGGCCAUCCGGCAAAUACGUUAUAUCUGGCCGGGACGAGGGAAGAUAAGGGGAAAAAUUAAACGUUAUAAUCUGCACACUCACAUACUCAUAUCGAAAAAUGAAAAUGACGCUAUUAUGAUUAUGUAAUACGUGAAUUAUAUAAAUUAAUAAUUUAUUGUACACGAAGUUGUAUAAGAAAAAUUUUAAACUAAACGAACAAGAUUAUAAAAUAAAGACGUUUAUACGUGUAAAGAUCCAACACCUAAAAUGCCUCAUUGGUUACACUUCAAUAUUUAUAAUAAAAAUAAUAAAAUAAAUCGUAAAUACAGUCGUAAAUAAUUGAUUAACUUAGUUUUAAAAACUAUAGUACAUUAUUAAUGACUUUAUUGAAAAGUGUGUAUGAAAAAAUAAUGUAUUGAAUGUAAUGAAAGCGAGCGUCUAUCCAAGUGUGUCAAGUAUGAGUGAAUUGUUAAUGCAUUGAUGUGUUGUCGCAAUGCAAAUGUGAAUUAAGUACCUUGAAGAAAAAAAAGAAAAAAAAAUUCAGUAUAAAACAAGAAAAUGUUCAAGUUUAUAUAGCUGCCAUUAAAUGAGUACACAUCGGUGAAUCGUUGUCUCCCUUGCUUUUAUCAUAUUAUAAGAAUACGGUUGCUUUCGAAAAUAAUAAUCGUUGUGAAUAUUAACACUGCUGCGCGCUUAUGUCGUCGAUUAUGCUUCUGCAUUAGCUCACACGCAGCAGCUGCUGCCAUUUUUUAUUAAAUUUUGCUACUGCUGAAAAAGAAAAAGAAAAUUAGUAACACAACA
Trichogramma pretiosum is the source of this 6481-nucleotide messenger RNA. RefSeq names its product neuronal acetylcholine receptor subunit alpha-7 (gene nAChRalpha6). Bases 1582 to 3372 code for a protein of 596 amino acids. Gene Ontology annotation, cellular component: postsynaptic membrane; synapse; neuron projection. Gene Ontology annotation, biological process: regulation of membrane potential; nervous system process; chemical synaptic transmission. Gene Ontology annotation, molecular function: transmembrane signaling receptor activity; acetylcholine-gated monoatomic cation-selective channel activity. Lineage: Eukaryota; Metazoa; Arthropoda; Insecta; Hymenoptera; Trichogrammatidae. The record is from RefSeq and is a predicted model, not a curated record. The transcript is spliced from 15 exons.